GAUUAUGGCGUCCUCUUCGGCCCCGCCGGCCACAGUACCAGCGGCAACAGCAGGCCCCGGCCCGGGUUUUGGCUUCGCUUCCAAAACCAAGAAGAAGCAUUUCGUGCAGCAGAAGGUGAAGGUGUUCAGAGCAGCCGACCCGCUGGUGGGCGUGUUCCUGUGGGGCGUAGCCCACUCGAUCAAUGAACUCAGCCAGGUGCCUCUUCCAGUGAUGCUGCUUCCAGAUGACUUUAAAGCCAGCUCCAAGAUCAAAGUCAACAAUCACCUUUUCCACAGGGAAAAUCUGCCCAGUCAUUUCAAGUUUAAGGAGUAUUGUCCCCAGGUCUUCAGGAACCUCCGUGAUCGAUUUGGCAUUGAUGACCAGGAUUAUUUGGUGUCCCUUACCCGCAGUCCCCCAAGUGAAAGUGAAGGCAGUGAUGGUCGCUUCCUUAUCUCCUACGAUCGGACUCUGGUCAUCAAAGAAGUAUCUAGCGAGGACAUUGCCGACAUGCAUAGCAACCUCUCCAACUACCACCAGUACAUUGUGAAGUGCCAUGGCAACACACUAUUGCCCCAGUUCCUAGGGAUGUACCGAGUCAGUGUGGACAAUGAAGACUGCUACAUGCUUGUGAUGCGCAAUAUGUUUAGCCACCGUCUUCCUGUGCACAGGAAGUAUGACCUGAAGGGUUCCCUAGUGUCACGGGAAGCCAGCGAUAAGGAAAAGGUUAAAGAAUUGCCCACCCUUAAAGAUAUGGACUUUCUCAACAAGAAUCAGAAAGUUUAUAUUGGUGAAGAAGAGAAGAAAGUAUUUCUGGAGAAGCUAAAGAGAGAUGUGGAGUUCCUAGUACAGCUGAAGAUCAUGGACUACAGCCUUCUACUGGGCAUCCACGACAUCAUCCGGGGCUCUGAACCAGAGGAGGAGGGACCUGCCCGGGAGGAGGAGGCAGAGGGGGAGGGAGACUGUGGCAUGACUGGACCUCCUGCUCUGGUGGGCUCCUAUGGCACCUCCCCUGAGGGCAUCGGCGGCUACAUCCAUUCCCAUCGGCCUUUGGGCCCUGGAGAGUUUGAGUCCUUCAUUGAUGUCUAUGCCAUCCGGAGUGCUGAGGGGGCCCCCCAGAAGGAGGUGUAUUUCAUGGGUCUCAUUGAUAUCCUGACACAGUAUGAUGCCAAGAAGAAAGCAGCUCAUGCAGCCAAAACUGUCAAGCAUGGGGCUGGAGCAGAGAUCUCUACUGUCCAUCCUGAGCAGUAUGCUAAGAGAUUCCUGGAUUUUAUUACCAACAUCUUUGCCUAA
This is a messenger RNA of Chrysochloris asiatica (Cape golden mole), 1270 nucleotides long. It is a transcript of the gene PIP4K2C, whose product is annotated as phosphatidylinositol-5-phosphate 4-kinase, type II, gamma. The transcript has 10 exons. The coding region runs from base 5 to 1270 and encodes 421 amino acids. The record is from RefSeq and is a predicted model, not a curated record. Lineage: Eukaryota; Metazoa; Chordata; Mammalia; Afrosoricida; Chrysochloridae. Gene Ontology annotation, biological process: phosphatidylinositol metabolic process. Gene Ontology annotation, molecular function: phosphatidylinositol kinase activity.